AUGACAGAAACAAAGGAAGCGCGCGACUUCCUCGCCCUCUGGAAGAAGGCGAAUGCGGGAGAGAAAUUCCACGAGCUGGGAGAGGCUUUCCAGGCCCUCGGGCAAACGCGGCCGGCUGUCACGGAGGAAAUUCUCAGCGCUCUCAUGAAGCAGAAGCCCAAGUGGGCGUGGGUGUGCCGGAAGUGCUCCUGCAUGAGCCACGGCAGACAAACCGCUUGCAAAGGCUGUAAGGCCGAGAAAAAAGAGGCGCGCGUGCAAAAGGACGGGCCUGUUCUACCCGCUCGUGGUCCAGCGGAGCCUGUGGCGCUGCCAACACCCCCUGUGCCGCCUCCGAGGUCACAGACGCGCGUGACCUCCGUGGACGAACCACGACAGAAGGCCACGCCGCUCCGCCGGUCGGUCGAGAGCCCGCCGUCGGGCAGCGAGCCCUGGCCCAGCGAGGACCCUCAAGUGAGGAUGGCGAUCCACACGUGCCGCGCUCUCGACCCGGAGCAGCAGGGGGUGCUGAUCGAGGAGCUGUUCCACGCCCUGGACAGGCGCGACCAGGGCAGGCUCAUGAACCGCCUCUGGCUCAACCGUCCUGUCACCGCCAGCAAGGCCACGCCGAUGAAACGCGUGAGCAAGCACCCGAUAGCCAAGAAGAUGGGGCGCCGCUCUUCCUGA
Molecule: messenger RNA, 663 nt
Organism: Pedinophyceae sp. YPF-701
Lineage: Eukaryota; Viridiplantae; Chlorophyta; Pedinophyceae
Source: the annotation of a GenBank genome assembly